Messenger RNA from Mastomys coucha (southern multimammate mouse), 1226 nucleotides. It is a transcript of the gene Txn2, whose product is annotated as thioredoxin 2. Gene Ontology annotation, molecular function: protein-disulfide reductase activity. Gene Ontology annotation, cellular component: mitochondrion. Bases 123 to 623 code for a protein of 166 amino acids. The transcript has 4 exons. NCBI's taxonomy places the organism in Eukaryota, Metazoa, Chordata, Mammalia, Rodentia, Muridae. The record is from RefSeq and is a predicted model, not a curated record. Gene Ontology annotation, biological process: cell redox homeostasis.
CGCCGUCCAGCUAGUCUUUCCCGGAAAUGACGCUAGACCCGCCCCUGAGGAAGUGACAACAGGAGUGCCCUUGACGGGCAGGCCGGCUGGGCUCUGCGUCCCUCUGCUCGCACUGCCGGGAGAUGGCUCAGCGAUUUCUCCUGAGGAGGUUCCUGACCUCAGUCACCUCCAGGAAGCCUUCCCAGGGUGUGUGGGCUUCUCUCACCUCUCGGACCCUGCAGACCCCUCGGUACAAUGCUGGUGGUCUAACAGGAACGCCCAGCUCGGCCCGGACAGUUCACACCACCAGAGUCUGUUCAACAACCUUUAACGUCCAGGAUGGACCUGACUUUCAAGACAGAGUUGUCAACAGUGAGACUCCAGUUGUUGUGGACUUCCAUGCACAGUGGUGUGGUCCCUGCAAGAUUCUAGGACCGCGGUUAGAGAAGAUGGUAGCCAAACAGCACGGGAAGGUGGUGAUGGCCAAAGUGGACAUUGACGAUCACACAGACCUUGCAAUUGAGUACGAGGUGUCAGCUGUGCCUACUGUGCUGGCCAUCAAGAACGGGGACGUGGUGGACAAGUUUGUAGGCAUCAAGGACGAGGACCAGCUAGAAGCCUUCCUGAAGAAGUUGAUUGGCUGACAAGCAGGGAAGAGGCCUGACUGCCCUUGCCUGCUGGAAGCCUGUUUGUGGGGGAGCCUAGUAGAACUCCCAGCCCUCAGCCGUGGUCAUCCUUCCUGCUCCGCCCCUCAGCUUUGUUCUUGUGGGUCUUGCCUGCGGCAGCAGACCUCCAAACUUCAGAGGCAACCCUCAGCCAGGGUGGCCAGGAGAGGGCCAGUGCUGCCGCUGGUGUGGGGGGCAUCCUGUGCACCUCCUACUGUGUGCUCUGCACAGGUGGUCACCCAGUCCCCAUCUCCGCUGCCCUCUGAUCUGAAGCCCCAGCCCCACACAUUUGCCUCUGGCACAUUUCCUCUCCUGUCUCUGCUUGAAAAGGAAAUCAGAAGCCAAACAGGUGAGAGUAAUGUGUAAUUCUCUCAUUUGUUGUAGGUCUGUAAUAAAGAACUUAAUGUGACCCUUCUACCUCUUGCUGUGAAGAACAGAGCCCACCCCAUACCUUAUAUCUGCCCAUCUGUUCCUUCUGUUCCCUGUCCCCUCCCUGAGUUAGCUGGGCCUUGGUUCUGGUUCCGUGAGCAGGAGGAGGAGCUAUGAACAAGUCAGACCAAUAAAACCAGGUUUGCACUGCCA